AUGGAAUUGGAAUCAGAUACAGAACACAACCACAACAUGAUGAUCGAUCACAAGAUUCCAGCACAUAACAUGCAAAUUGAUCCAUCAAGAUCUUGUUUUCCAUGUUGCAUUGUAUGGACACCUCUUCCUGUUGUUUCAUGGCUUCUUCCUUUUGUUAGUCAUAUUGGUAUAGGCAGAGAAGAUGGAGUCAUUCUAGACUUUGCAGGACCUAACUUUGUGUGUGUAGAUAACUUCACUUUUGGAGGUGUUACUCGUUACAUUCAAAUAAGUAAAGAUAAGAUUUGUAAGGAAAACAUGGAUAAAAGCUUUGGGGAUUGUUCAAUUCCACAAGAAAAGUCGGAUGCUGAUAUAACGAGGAGUUGGAGUUAUCUGAAGCAACUGGUGAGGAAGAUGCUUCUAAUACAUGGAGGCUGA
Messenger RNA from Lactuca saligna, 414 nucleotides. NCBI's taxonomy places the organism in Eukaryota, Viridiplantae, Streptophyta, Magnoliopsida, Asterales, Asteraceae. The record is from the annotation of a GenBank genome assembly.